Aspergillus heteromorphus CBS 117.55 is the source of this 1369-nucleotide messenger RNA. RefSeq lists its product as uncharacterized. Lineage: Eukaryota; Fungi; Ascomycota; Eurotiomycetes; Eurotiales; Aspergillaceae. The coding region runs from base 304 to 1242 and encodes 312 amino acids. Gene Ontology annotation, cellular component: RAVE complex. The transcript has 4 exons. The record is from RefSeq and is a predicted model, not a curated record.
CGACAAGACGUUGCACCACCACUCCCUCUGGGCCACAUUGAGUUGGUACCCGGUUGUUCUCCUCCCGGACCGACGUGGAUCAAGCAAAAGUCAAUGCGGAAAAUUUCUCUGUCAACUUCGUCACCAACCUCCCGGACGGACAAUCCCUGUUGCCUAUCAUCCAUCCCCCCUACUAAGGAGCCUUAUUCGACCUCUGCGUCGCCGUACCUACUUUCUAGGUAGGUAGGUCCUCGGGCCCUGAGGGACUCCCGAUCCUUCCGAUCCUCCGAACUCGCAAUUAAAGCUGUUGGGUCGAAUCUCAACAUGGCCACCUGGGCAUACCCACCUCUGCCUCCCAAACGCCUGGAACAGGAAGUUGAUUCCGCAUUGGCGAAAGAGUUAGAAUGGCUGUUACGUUCCCUGCAAGACUCCCUUUCCUCCUUGAGGGAAGGUCUCCAUGAGUGCGCUGCCUUGCUGGCUCCCAAAGAGCCGGGAUCGACACUAGUCCUGUCGUCCUUACGUUCCGAAAGUGUGAAAGGGUUUGUGACUCGGGUUGGGACGAAAAUUGUGAAAGGCGAUAUCCAACUCCGCCUUAGUUCCCUCGCCUCACGGGGCGCAGCUACCACUCGCUUGUGUCUGGCCAACUCCCCUGCAGCCCCUGAGCUCGUUCUAAGCCAGUUGGCUUCGGUAAAGAACCUGGUCAAUCAGAGUCUCGAUAUCGUCGACGUAAGCACCUGGACAGGUGAUCCAUUGAACGCUACGUUCAUCUUCAGCCAACUGCACCUUUUGCGCGAAACGAUCACCGAUGCACGGCAGAUGCUCAAGGGUGAUACUGACAAAGUCAGAGGCAAGUGGUGGGAAACCAGUGCACCUGAGGACAUGUUCGACCCUCCCCUGCCACCGUACCUGUCCUUCCAUCUCUCCAUCGCCGACUCGGCCCUCUUACUACAUCUAAGAACCCUGGAGUCUAACACCCCCACGCAUACGCCAACGGCGUUCGCGACGGACAUCUCUCUCACGGGGUUCAACCUGCGAGAUCGAAUAUUUGGGGCUCGCCAUCGCCCUCACGAUGAGGCCGGUGAUGUGUUCACCUGGAAAGGAGACGAAGUUAAGGUCAGGGAAAAGAUCCGCGUAGAGAGCCAGGACCCUAGCUUGAUGGCCGUGAUGGCCAAACUGACCGCCCUCGAGCACGAGGUGAUGAAGUGGAUUUCAGCGCUGAAGGUGCUCAUGGGCAACGAGGAUACGGACAGCGAUUCCCAGUAGUGUUCUAGCAUUUGUAAAUACCAUUAUCGGCUAUACCCAGUCAUUUGGAACCCAAAAAGUUCACGCGGCAUAUGUGGUAGUAUCUGGCUGAAGGUCUAGAUGGAUUAUGUAACACAGCAAUUCUCGG